Messenger RNA from Ruditapes philippinarum (Manila clam), 844 nucleotides. RefSeq lists its product as uncharacterized. NCBI's taxonomy places the organism in Eukaryota, Metazoa, Mollusca, Bivalvia, Venerida, Veneridae. Bases 137 to 844 code for a protein of 235 amino acids. The transcript is spliced from 2 exons. The record is from RefSeq and is a predicted model, not a curated record.
CAAACCUUUCUAACAUUAUGUUUUGACAUAUUUGUUAAAAUCUGCGGAAAUAUUUGCUGUCUUCAGUAUCAACGUCUUGAAAGAAAAAGAUCAUAUCUUCUGUAAGGCACCUGCUACUAAAAUAUCCACUUCCGAAAUGGCGUGUUCGUCUGUCGUUGAAGAAGAGAAGAACUGUAAACUAACGUACUUCUUCCGAGAUUUACUGAACAAUAAGAUUAAGUUUCAAAUACCCCCGGAUGAAACAAAAGACAUUGUUCUUGCUGUAGAGACACUAGUACAUGACAUUGUUUUGCGAGUGGCAAAUAAUGUAAAAUGGUUAGGUCCAUAUGACAAACUCCGAAUACUUAAAGUUGGAAGCAUGGCAGAAAGAACGAGCAUAGUUAACCCCGAUGAGUUUGAUUUUCUUAUUGUAACUCAUCAGGAUGGGGUGAAAGUUAAACGCGAUUGCAGCGGAAAAGAAAGAGAAGGAUAUGCACAUGUUAAAGUUUUGGAUCAGCGCCUUCGAUCUCUUUGGGAACCUUUUCUUCUCGGGGACUACCUGAAGGGAUCUUUCAGUCAUGAUUUUUUCGGAAAGAUCACUGAAUUAGUUGGUUUUAUUAGAUCAGUUGGACGGAAAGUGAGAAGAAAAGAUCAACGUUUUCAGAGCAUUUUGGAUCCUUGUAACGACAGUCUGUCAAACGCAUUUAUGUCAGAGGUCGUAAAAGUCAUUCAAAGUUCAGGAGAUAUAAGAUGCAGCAGAAACACGGGUACACUACGGGUCGAUAAGGAUGUUGUUAAUCACGGUCCAGCGUUCAUGCAUACAUUUAUAUGGGAAUCAAAAACCCGGAGAAGGCCGAGACGAUAA